Molecule: messenger RNA, 2747 nt
Organism: Cloeon dipterum
Lineage: Eukaryota; Metazoa; Arthropoda; Insecta; Ephemeroptera; Baetidae
Product: muscle M-line assembly protein unc-89-like
Exons: 9
Coding region: 117-2576 (819 amino acids)
Source: RefSeq, a predicted model, not a curated record
AGGACGCGGUUCAUUUCGGCGCUCAAUAUUCUGGCGAUACCUGCCUCUGAGCAGGAGGACUAUCAACACACACACACCUCCGAUCUUUGGCAAGGACUUGAUAUCAGCCAGCAAAAAUGAGAUUUUUCUCGGCCGCUCUGGUGGCCUUGGUGGCCGUGACAACGGUCAGCACGCUAAGGCAGUACCCGCGGCAAAAUGCCGACAACUACGAGCGCUACAAGAACAGCGACUUGCAGCUCGAGCCUCCACGACCGGAGGAGUUCGAGUUCUUCAAGUCCGCUAGUGAACCGAAAAGUUUCAGGGACGAGGUGACGGACGACUUCCACUUCGCACGCGACGAGGAUGGCAAGAAAAAUAAAGCUAAGGUUGGUGGAAAAACGCAGUAUCACUCAAAUGCGAAACCCAUACCCGAGGUGAAGCCUAUUUUCGCCGCGACUGAGGAUGUCGAGAAGAGUGAUGAGCAGGUGGAUGAAUCCGAGGAGCAAAUCAGAUGUGUCAAAGUCGACACGAAGCCAGUGACCGCUGAUGACGUGUACAAAGGCCGCUUCAGACGGGCCGCGUCGGACAAAAAAACCAUGACGUGUUUCAAGUGCGAGGACUUGAAGAAAGGAGGCUUUUACCAGAAAUGCUCCUACGGCACCGACCCCAAGAACAAGGCUUUCUUCAUCUCUCACGAGAAAGCGUCAAGCAGCAAUGAAAAGCCUAAGUUCCACACGUUCGGCCCUGAAUGGGAUGAGGAAGGUGAAGAGCCAGAAGAAUCUAAAAUCGAAAGGCAGAUCAAAGAGAGCUUCUACAGCCCUAGCAGUGAGUACCUGAAGGCUGCCGAGUCCAUUGGAAAGUAUGUGUAUGACGGACCCGAUUUUUCCAGCUCCAACACCAACUACAGGUACGAGGUGCCUGAUUCCAGUUACGACAAGUCUCGCAUCCCAAAGAACCACCCCAGCAGCGAUCACUAUCAGCCCUCUCCGUCUUAUCUGAAAGCCAUUAAGCAAUCUCCUGAUGAUGACAAUAAGAAAACGGCAAAGCCUACUGAAGGCGUUGAAUAUGUAGGAAAGCCGACUGAGCAUCGCUACUCGAGCUAUGGAGAAAAGGAAUCCUCCCAAGGUAAAAAGGGUUCUUCGGAAGAAGAAGGCUCAUCUGAGGACGGUUACAAGGGGCAUCCCUCUGAGCACAGCUACGACUCCAGGAAGGGAUCCUCAGAAGAGGGAAGCGGGGAAGAAGGAUCAGACGAGUACUCAGGGAAACCCACCGAGUACCAUUUCAAGAGCUCGAAGAAGGAGCCGACCAAAACUUAUUCGUCCUACACCACCGAUCCCCCAGUAAAUUAUUACUACGAAACCAAGGAAGCCUCACCUAGCCAGAAGAAGACAGAUUACGCGUCCACGCCGAACGACUAUGUUUAUUCAACCAAGAAGAAGCAUCCUACCAAGCUGUACUCGUACGAAACUACCGACAAACCUGUCUCCUACGAGUAUAAGACCGAGUCAAAGACGGAGCCAAAGGCAAUCCACCAGCCAGCUUACGAGUACUAUUCUCCCACCGAGUUCACCUACUCUAAGACCGUAGAUGACCCCCUGAAGACCUACUACCAAUCAUCAAGUUACGGAGAUGAAGAAGACAAGCCUGCCGAGGGAAAUGCACCAAAGGAACAGACGGUUGAAGCGCCAAAAGGCAAGAAAAAGAAGGCUAAUGGAAAGAAGGGCAAACACGCACCACAGGUAACAGAGGUGAGCGAAUAUUCCACCACCGCCGACCUGCCAGAAACGUUCGUCGCACAGCCGAGCGAGGAGCUGAGGAAGGCGAUGGGCCAGUUCCUGCAAGCUGACAGGACCAACUGCACGCAGGUGCAGCGCGAAAAGAUGGUCUGCUGGGACUGCAUCGACGCGGCCGGCACCAAGCAGGAGGAGUGCAUGUACGUGGCCAGCAGCCAGCCGGCGGCAUACCAGACUGCCUACUCUGACCGCAAGGAGAACGUGCAGAAGCCAGGCAAGAAGGGCAGGAAGCAGCAGCAGCAGCCGCAGCCUGCCGAGCCGAAAAAUGAAGAAUCGGUCGCUGUCGACCAGAAGCAGGAAGCCCCUGUGCCGAGCCAGGAAAGGCAGCAGCGGCGUCGGCCCGCCAGCAACCGAAAACACCACAUUUCCGCCGUGACGACGACUGAGUCUCGCACGCGUAAAGGGCGGCCAGUAGCCGCUGCCACGAGCACCACGGCCGAGACGAGGGUGGCCGUGGACAAGGAUGAGUCGCGGCGAAGGAGGCGUCAGCCGAAGAAGGCGACCGUGGAAGAGAACGCUGAUGAGGGGAAGCAGCGUCGCAGAAGGCGGCCGAAGCAGGAGCCCAGGAGGGCGGCCGCAGAGCCCAAGAAGGCGGCAACCGAGCAGCACGAGCAAAGUGCUGAAAAGGUGGAACCGCCGCCACCACCCACACCCAAGGAAUUUGAGGUUGCAGACGAAGAAGGAGCAUUCAGUGCCGAGACGCGGGUAAAGUACAACAAACGCCUUGGAAUGUCGCUGCCGGAGUAUAUGCUGACCAAGUCCGACUUUGAAGCAGAAUUCGACCGUGCGGUCCAAGCAGGCUGAAUUUCUGCUUUGGAAGUGCAGCGCACAAACUAACCUCAUCGUAAGAAGCAAAUUCAAGUCCCUGCUGUUGUCUAUGAUCCGUGUAGUCAGUAACAAUUGUUAUUAAGUGAUCUCCUCAUGCUGUUGUUUAACUAAUUAAUAAAUCAACUGCAACAAGCAGUUUAACUUCUA